CACGUGUCGACGUCAGAAACAGCUGUUCGACUGCAGUUCAAAACAAAUCGGUGGAAUUUUCUGUUAAAAAUAAUAUUUUCCAAGCAAAAUGUCCGAGGAGAUCCUUUUCGACUUCCUGCACGCGGAGAUAGUCAAUUACUGCCUGGGCAACAACAAGGAGCACGACCUGGCCACUUUGGAGUACAUAGGCUUCACCACCGGCUACCGGCUGAUAGAGCGGCUCACACGCGAGGUGUCGCGCUUCAAGGACGAGCUGGAGACCAUGAAGUUCAUUUGCACCGAUUUCUGGACUCUUAUCUACAAGAAGCAGGUGGACAACCUGAGGACGAACAACCACGGCAUGUAUGUGGUGCAGGACAAGGCAUUCCGCUUUCUCACGCGCAUCUCGCCGGGCACCAAGCAGCUGGAGCACGCGCCCAAAUUCGUGGCCUUCACCUGCGGGCUGGUGCGAGGGGCCCUGAGCAAUCUGGGCAUCAACAGCACUGUCACCGCCGAGGUGCAGAGCAUACCGGCGUGCAAGUUCCACAUAGAAGUCAAUAGGAACUAGUUAGGAAGAUAAGGCAAUGGUUUAUUACUACAAUAACAUUAUAUUUACUACACA
This is a messenger RNA of Drosophila kikkawai, 601 nucleotides long. It is a transcript of the gene Trs33, whose product is annotated as trafficking protein particle complex subunit Trs33. NCBI's taxonomy places the organism in Eukaryota, Metazoa, Arthropoda, Insecta, Diptera, Drosophilidae. Gene Ontology annotation, cellular component: TRAPP complex; cis-Golgi network; trans-Golgi network. The record is from RefSeq and is a predicted model, not a curated record. Gene Ontology annotation, biological process: regulation of GTPase activity; endoplasmic reticulum to Golgi vesicle-mediated transport.